CUCCGCGGAGGACUUCCACCUCCACGCACUUGGUCAGCGGCCUCCCCUGUGACUGGACGCACCCCCUGCCCUGUCCCAAGGCCCUACCCCUGCUGCACCCGAGCACCGACACCCGCCGCGGCGCAGCGCACCAGAAGUCCUCUCGGCGAGCCGGCUGAGACGCGCCACGGCACUUGGACGACACACGGGAGUCGAUCCCUUCGCCACGUCAACCAUGAGGACAAACGUUGCCGCCCUCGCGACCCUGAUGGCGUGCCUGCUCGGCCUGGCCGCCCUGACCUCGCCCGUGGCCGCGCGCUACCUCCCCACCAAGAGGGGCUCGCAGGACGGCGACCGGCUGGACCGCCUGGCGCACCUCAUCAAGGAGCUGCUGGCGGAGAGCGACGCGGCGCCCAUGGACCACACGGCGUACGACCAGCGGGUGUUCUACAAGCGGGAGGCGCCCUCCUACCCGGAGCGCGACGCGGCCGCCGCCCCGCUGCAGGUGCCGGACACGGGCCGCGCGCAGCUGGUGGCGCCCGCGGCCCGCAACUGAGCUGUCGCCGCGGCGAUACGCGGCGCGCGGGGGAGGGGACCCGGCCGCGGAUGAGGGGAGGGGGCGGCGCUCACCUUCCAGCCGCGGUCCCACGGCUGAAGCGGCGCGAGCUGAUACGGCUGCUGAAGUCACGGGACGACCGUUUUUGGACCGCGAGUUCAGCGCAGUAUGGGCCCAGGGAGCGACGCCCACCCACACGUCGGUAUUUCAGCAACUGAACAUAAAUCGUUGGAGUCAAAUCGACCCGAGACAAGAGCUUGACUUGAUUUGGCCCCAAAGAAUGGGAGCCCCGCGUUGAAAUACGGGCUGCAGGGCGGGCCGUCGUUGUCAUGUCCCCCCUGCGCUGUUUUUGUUUUCAUCCAACCGCACUCGGCCUCUCUUGAGCCGCUUUCCUCCCUUAGGAGCCCUCGUUCAUCUCUGACGGCUCCCUUCCUCCGUCUCUCUUUCUCUUAUUGUUCUUCAACAUUUUAAAGACUUAUAGGGAUACAACAACGUUUUUGCAAUGUUUAGCGGCCUUUUUUCAGCUACUCGCUCCUUGUUCUCACUUUUUCGUGUCCUGUGCAUUUUCAGUGAGCAAGCGCUUAUGUAUAAAGCAUUUUUCUGACCCUCAUCAAAAUUUUUGUGAUCUGAAAAACUGAAAAAUUGGCUCCUAACGUUUUGACGGCAAGUGAGUUGCUCACUCGCUGGAAAUGCUUCAAUAUGCAGCACAGGCAAAGUUUCAGCAGUGCUUCUCUCGUUGACAAAAAAAUAACCGGUGUACUAAAAUGAGCUUGUGGUUGUGAGCUGAAGGUACCUCAGUGUGAGAUGCACUGAUGAUACUCUCAGAAUGUAGUAGAUAUAGAAUUAGGAUUUUAAUUUCAAAAUGCUUGAAUCUAUUUAUUAGGGAAAGUUUAAAAUAAAUAAUUUAAAGGCAAGAGAAUAAAAUUGUCACUGUUCAUUUUUCUCUGACUCCUAAAAGCUUAAAUGCGGUGCCGUGCCAAUAGAAAUUAAAAUUUUAAGAAAGAUAUGUUAUUUUUGUGAAUUCGAUGUAAUCGGAUUUUGAGAAAGGAUUGUGCACCUUGUUAAUGUCCUGUUUAUGGUGCACUUUUAACCAUCCAUAUCUUACAGUUGCCUCCAGUAAAUAUGAAAUAUUAAACCUAUUUAAGUGGAAUACUUAGAAAAACCUUCUUCUGCUUCUACAGCUGCACAAGCGUUGUAAAAAGUGCUCCCUAAACACAUGGUGUAGAGUCAAAUUACCGUUCUAACUUUAAAAUUAGCCACUUAAACCAGUAUUUGCGUGAGGGAAUAUGAGUUUGUAAUAGUAUUUAAUUAGUUUACUUAGUUGUCCAUCCAUAAACGAACGCAUGUACAAAGUGAAUUCAUUUGUUUACCUUAUCUUGGUGUUAUUGUUUCUUCUGUUGUUAAUAACUCACAUAAUAAAGAUGCAAACCUCAGUA
Messenger RNA from Frankliniella occidentalis (western flower thrips), 1971 nucleotides. RefSeq lists its product as uncharacterized. NCBI's taxonomy places the organism in Eukaryota, Metazoa, Arthropoda, Insecta, Thysanoptera, Thripidae. Bases 215 to 535 code for a protein of 106 amino acids. The transcript has 3 exons. The record is from RefSeq and is a predicted model, not a curated record.